UCUUCUAUUUUUGCUGCUGCUUCGGCGGCUGGUGCAGCUUCUGGAUGGGCUCCUCCGCGCCUUUUCCUCGCCCCCCGCCUUUCUCCAGGAAAUGAAGCGAGAUGCAGGAGGCUGGUGGCCGCCUCGGCUGUACGGAGAGACACAGGCGCAAGAUGGCAGAUUUCUAUUGAGUUUAAAGGGGCGGCGGGGGGGAGCUGAAGUCCUGCUUCGUUUUUCUUCCGUUGCCAUGAAUAACAGAAUUCCUUGCACCGAUGGCUCCCAUGUACGAAGGUAUGGCCUCCCAUGUGCAAGUUUUCUCCCCUCAUACUCUUCAAUCAAGUGCCUUCUGUAGCGUGAAGAAACUAAAAGUAGAACCAAGUUCUAACUGGGAUAUGACUGGGUACGGCACACAUAGCAAGGUCUACAGUCAGAGCAAAAACGUGCAAUCUUCUCAAGCGGCCGCUGCCAUCAAUGCCUCUCUCCAGAUUCCAAACCCCAGCAUCCCUUAUGAGCAGACCAUCAUCUUCCCAGCCAGCACAGGGCACAUUGUGGUGACAUCCGCCAAUAGCACCUCUGGUGUGGUUGCAGUAUCUGGGCAGGCAUUGGGUGGACCACACAACCUGAUGCGUCGAAGCACUGUGAGCCUUUUGGAUACCUACCAAAAAUGUGGACUUAAACGGAAAAGUGAGGAAAUCGAGAACACAAGCAGUGUUCAGAUUAUUGAAGAGCAUCCACCGAUGAUUCAGAAUAAUGCCAGUGGGGCCACAGUAGCCACCACAACGACGUCCACUGCCACAUCCAAAAAUAGUGGCUCCAACAGUGAAGGGGAUUACCAGUUGGUACAACAUGAAGUGCUAUGUUCCAUGACCAACACAUACGAAGUAUUAGAAUUUCUUGGCCGUGGUACCUUUGGGCAAGUAGUUAAAUGCUGGAAACGUGGCACCAAUGAAAUUGUGGCCAUCAAGAUCCUUAAAAACCAUCCUUCUUAUGCCAGGCAAGGUCAGAUAGAAGUAAGCAUCUUGGCUCGGUUAAGCACUGAAAGUGCAGAUGAUUACAACUUUGUCCGAGCCUACGAAUGUUUCCAGCACAAGAACCACACCUGCCUGGUUUUUGAGAUGUUAGAACAGAACUUGUAUGAUUUUUUAAAGCAAAACAAGUUCAGUCCAUUGCCUCUUAAGUACAUCAGGCCAAUAUUACAGCAGGUAGCCACAGCUCUCAUGAAAUUGAAAAGCUUGGGUUUGAUCCAUGCUGAUCUCAAGCCAGAAAAUAUCAUGUUGGUGGAUCCAUCUCGGCAGCCAUACAGGGUCAAGGUUAUUGACUUUGGUUCUGCUAGUCAUGUGUCAAAAGCUGUGUGCUCAACUUACCUUCAGUCCAGAUACUACAGAGCCCCUGAAAUCAUCCUUGGUUUACCCUUCUGUGAAGCAAUUGACAUGUGGUCUUUGGGAUGUGUCAUUGCAGAACUUUUCUUGGGUUGGCCAUUAUAUCCAGGAGCUUCAGAGUAUGAUCAGAUCCGAUAUAUUUCACAGACACAAGGCUUACCAGCUGAAUAUUUGCUAAGUGCAGGAACGAAGACCACAAGGUUUUUCAAUAGGGAUACGGAUUCACCAUAUCCACUGUGGAGGCUAAAAACACCAGAUGAUCAUGAGGCAGAGACGGGUAUCAAGUCAAAAGAAGCAAGGAAGUAUAUUUUCAACUGUUUGGAUGACAUGGCACAGGUGAAUAUGACAACAGAUUUGGAAGGAAGUGAUAUGUUGGUGGAAAAGGCAGACCGGAGGGAGUUCAUAGAUCUGUUAAAGAAAAUGUUGACGAUAGACGCGGAUAAGAGGAUAACGCCAAUUGAAACACUCAAUCACCCAUUUGUCACCAUGACACACUUGCUUGAUUUUCCCCAUAGCACCCAUGUUAAGUCCUGUUUCCAAAACAUGGAGAUUUGCAAGCGACGAGUAAACAUGUAUGACACUGUGAAUCAGAGCAAGACACCAUUCAUCACCCAUGUAGCCCCAAGCACAUCAACCAAUCUAACCAUGACCUUUAAUAACCAGCUCAAUACAGUUCAUAACCAGGCCACCACUCUGGCUCCCACCUCCACCACCAGUGCCACUAUUUCCUUAGCCAACCCUGAUGUCUCCAUACUAAACUACCAAUCUGCACUCUACCAGCCCUCGGCAGCGUCCAUGGCCGCGGUGGCUCAGAGGAGUGUCCCUCUGCAGACAGGUACAGCGCAGAUAUGUGCUCGUCCUGACCCCUUCCAGCAAGCCCUUAUCGUGUGUCCUCCAGGUUUUCAAGGAUUGCAAACUUCCCCUUCAAAGCAUGCUGGCUAUUCUGUCCGGAUGGAGAAUGCAGUUCCCAUAGUCACUCAGGCUGCUGGGGCUCAGCCCCUUCAGAUCCAACCAGGGCUCUUAGCACAGCAAGCCUGGCCUAGCGGCACUCAGCAAAUCUUGCUUCCUCCAGCUUGGCAGCAACUGACCGGGGUAGCUACUCACACCUCAGUCCAGCAUGCUACUGUAAUCCCAGAGACCAUGGCAGGGACUCAACCACUGGCGGAUUGGAGAAAUACACAUGCUCAUGGUAGCCAUUACAAUCCCAUCAUACAACAACCUGCACUUUUAACAAGUCAUGUCACCCUUCCAGCAGCCCAGCCUUUAAAUGUGGGUGUAGCUCAUGUCAUGAGGCAACAACCAACCAGCACCACCUCCUCAAGGAAGAGCAAACAGCACCAAUCAUCAGCAAGGAAUAUGUCCAACUUUGAGGUAUCCUCUUCUCAGACGAUCAGCUCUCCACAGCGGUCUAAACGAGUAAAGGAGAACACCCCUCCUCGCUGUGCAGUGGUGCACAACAGCCCGGCCUGCAGCACCUCUGUCACAUGUGGGUGGGGAGAUGGACCUUCUAGUACUACAAGGGAACGACAGCGACAAACGAUAGUCAUCCCUGACACUCCCAGCCCCACAGUCAGUGUUAUCACAAUCAGCAGUGACACCGAUGAGGAGGAGGAACAGAAGCAUGCACCUACAAGCCCCCUGUCUAAGCAAAGAAAAAAUGUCAUCAGCUGUGUAACUGUGCACGAUUCCCCCUACUCUGAUUCUUCUGGCAACAACAGUCCCUAUGCAGUACAACACCGUGGAGGAAACAAUAACGGAAACAAUUAUGACACAAAGGGUGCACAAGAAUCGCACUGUAAUGGCAAUCCUCGGACGAUCAUUGUACCACCGCUGAAAACCCAGGCCAGUGAAGUCUUAGUAGAAUGUGAUAGUUUGGUACCAGUCGCUACCAGUCACCACUCCUCUUCCUGUAAGUCAAAGUCCUCUAGCAUUGUGACCUCCACCAGUGGUCACUCUUCAGGGAGCUCAUCCGGAGCCAUUGCCUACAGGCAGCAGCGGCCAGGACCACACUUCCAGCAGCAGCAGCCUCUUAAUCUCAGCCAGGCUCAGCAGCACAUUGCAACCGAUCGCACAGGAAGCCAUCGACGACAACAGGCUUACAUCACUCCAACAAUUGCUCAGGCACCGUAUUCCUUCCCACACAACAGCCCUAGCCAUGGCACGGUCCAUCCCCACCUGGCCGCAGCUGCUGCUGCUGCCCAUCUUCCAGCUCAACCUCAUCUAUACACAUAUACAGCACCUGCGGCUCUAGGUUCCACAGGCACUGUGGCCCACUUAGUGGCUUCCCAAGGCUCAGCUCGACACACCGUACAGCACACUACUUAUCCAGCCAGCAUCGUCCAUCAGGUUCCAGUCAGCAUGGGCCCUCGUGUCCUUCCAUCACCCACAAUCCACCCAAGUCAGUAUCAAGCUCAAUUUGCCCAUCAGACCUAUAUCAGUGCAUCUCCAGCCUCUGUCUACACUGGAUAUCCCCUAAGCCCUACCAAGAUCAACCAGUACCCAUACAUCUAAACACUGGAAUGAGGAAAACUAAAAGACAUUUCAGCACACAUUGAGAGGAACAAGGCUGCUUUUAUACUGAAGAAUGUCACAGGCAAAUGAACAAUGCAAACGGGAGGCUCAGACAAAACUUGAACAAAGGAGACUUUGAGGAAGAAGGCAGACAAAAGAAGACGAGACACGUCCUACACUUUUUAUUUAAAAAAAGAAAAAAAGAAAGAAAAAAAGCUAAAAAGAAUGAAAAAUAAAAAUACAAAAAAAAAAAAAUUCUGCACCAAACCACAUAGUGGGAGAAGCAGAAGGACCAUAAUUGUCUGGUCCUGUUUUGGAUAACUUCACCAAGAGACUUUUACAGAUUAUUUUCAUCUGAUUACAGGAGACUCCGUUUAGGAAUUUGUUGUUCAAACCUUCUAAUACAAAGUUUCAUAGGUGUUUGGGUAUAUUUUUUUUAAUUAAACAAAGAAGCAUACAAAUUAGGGAUUUAUCCAGAAUUUCAAAAGGGUUAUGACUUUGUCUUUGCACUGGUUGCUGUAACCCAAAAUAAAAAAAACACAGUGAAAAGUGUGAUGUGUUUUCUGUUGAUAAUGGAAUGAGCAAAAAAUGAGGGCUGUUUUGGAUUAUUCCAGCUCUCCCAAUAAGUUUAGAAGCACUAGAAAGUUGGGAGGAUAGAAGAACACUGAGCAGAAAACACGAUCUGGUGAAAUCAAAGCUGUGGGGAAUAUUUGUUCUUACUCUGAGCAUCCUGGAUAAAUCCCUUUUCUUAAAGGAAAAGUCUUUAAUAAUGUAUGAUAGAAUCUCAACUUCCUUACUUGAAAAUACUUUUUUUCCCUGUAUUUCUUUGAAUAACCCUUCAUCAUUUGCAGUCCAAUCCUAACAUUGCCUGCUCUGGCUGAUUGCUACUUUGGUCACAACUUCACAAAGCACAAGCAUGUGCUGUUGCUGCUGGAACAUCACAGCAGUACUGGGAGCAGAUACACAAUCCCAAAUGUUUAGGAUUGGGUUGUUAGUGUAGGAGUAGAAGUUCUAGCUGGCCCUUGGUAGAAUGUAGCACUAUACAUCCAUACAGCCGUUUUCUACUUUGUGUUAAGCUCCAGUGAUACCAAUAGACUAUUCCUCAAUGUUAUUGCACAAAAAAGUGAUAUAACAUAGGCAUGUAACAAAUGUGAUUGUCCAGGUAUAUAUGUGUCUGCGUGUGUGAGUGUGUGUGCGCAUGUGCGCGCUGAUGCUGCCUUUUCUUGUGGUGUGGUCCUCAGCACAGCCAUUAUACACUGUCACAGUCUUAGUUUUACAUCAUUCCCUUGUAGUGCCUUACCAAACUACAGUUGCAGUUUUAAGGGUUUACUUCCACUGGUACGCCUAGAAACGGACUGAGGCUGGUUCGAAUUUAAUCUCAGCUCCUUUUUCUCUUCCUCCUCUUCCUCCUUGUGUUUGAUUGCUUUCCUUUUCUCUAGACUUUCAAAAACAAAAUUGUAUUGUUUUUCUUGGGUAAGUUGCAAGGGCCAAAUGAAGGCUGCUGGGAGUUUGCCAGAAUAUAACAAUCAGUGGGCCUAGGAAGGUUUUCUUGGGGGGAGGGGGUGGAAUUGAAAUGUCUCAGUGGGUUCUUAGCCCCUAAAGCAGCUUUCCAAGCAGUUCCAUUUUAUUGAUCGUGUUAUUAGUUGAAUUUCCUUCCAGGAUGCACAAUCCUCCAUAAUUUUUACAGGUUCAUAUAUUUAUUAAAGUAUGAAUAGAAAAGGGGGUGGGGGAGGCUCCCAGGCUUGCUUUGGAUUAGUAAUACAUAGUACCUCAUGUUCAAUUGCUAUGUCUAAACUGGGGGUAUGGGGAGGGGAGUGGGCGAAGGGCAGUUACUUGGAAUGAACUUUAUAUAUUUUCACUUGAAUGGUUUCAGAAAUAUGAAAAUCAGAGGUAUUCUUUCUAGAACAUCAGACUCAGACUUGUGCCAAAAGCUGGUUUGGUUUGGUUUGGUUUUCUUCUGUUCUUGAGGAGCAAUUGUACUGGAGCUCCUUGACGUGAACUUGGAAUGGACUCUGCUACGCUUGUAGCAGGCCUGACCCUAGUUCCCAUGGAAACAGGUCUGAUCAUGUCUAAGCAACAUGUUCUGCAUUUAGGAGCUAGUUUGGAGAUGCCACCAUAACUGUUACGGUUUUGAUCAGCUUUCCCCAGCCUGAUGUUCCCUAACCAGACGUACAUAACUCCCACAAUAUCCUAUUGCAGUGUUUCUCAACUUUGGCAACUUGAAGAUGUCUGGAUGUCAACUCCCAGAAUUCCCCAGCCAGCAUGCUAUUCUGGCUCAUUGCUGGAAUUCUGGGGGUUACUGUCCCAACACAUCUAGAGCUGGGUGGGGAAAGAUGUUUUAAUCUGGUGCUUUCUUCACUUUGUCCCAUUUCAUUCUUACUGUUUUUUUCUUUUUCUUAAAAUAACAAUAAUAAUAACAACAGCAAUGUUAACAAUGGCUGACCAGACUCUAUCUUCCACACCAAAUUAUUUGCAUUUUUUCCUUUUUGUAUAUUCUUUUUAAGAAGGUUUCCAAAGAGAAGUGUUUGUACAAUGAAAAAAAAAAAAACUAAAAAAUUAGUAGGAUAUGUUAUGGUGACAUCAGUAGGUUUUUCUGUUGUGUCAGUCCUUACUGUUCCCUCUGUUGAGAUUUGCUUGUAUUAGUGAUUUGAGGUCGACUGUAAAAAAGACUGUCUGCCUUCAUAGACAGUCAGCAUGGCUACUAAGCAAAGACUACCAGAUCCGGGCUGCAAAAAUUUGGAGGAUUAUUAUAUGGAAGAAAAUAUUGGGAUUGUCUUUAUCUCUUUGCUA
This is a messenger RNA of Python bivittatus (Burmese python), 6659 nucleotides long. It is a transcript of the gene HIPK2, whose product is annotated as homeodomain interacting protein kinase 2. Lineage: Eukaryota; Metazoa; Chordata; Lepidosauria; Squamata; Pythonidae. The record is from RefSeq and is a predicted model, not a curated record. Gene Ontology annotation, cellular component: nucleus; cytoplasm; PML body. Gene Ontology annotation, biological process: positive regulation of transcription by RNA polymerase II; peptidyl-serine phosphorylation; smoothened signaling pathway. Gene Ontology annotation, molecular function: protein tyrosine kinase activity; ATP binding; protein serine/threonine kinase activity.